GCGAUGGGUCACCACAUUCGAAUUGGCUUUGGAACAAAGGCCAGCGGCGCCAUCUGGAGCUGCGAAAAAUGGCUAUUCGGGUUGUUUUAUUGUCAUCUCCACUGGCCGUUUCGACGAUCACCGAGCUCAUCUAUUCGAGGACAGACAGCCGUCCAAUCUGCCGAUACAGAGCACAAACUAAUUACUGCAAGGACCACGCGGUACGAGGCAGCGCGGCUUCACAUGUGCCGGAACCGAAGUUCUCGUAUCUCCAUUCACUAGACCCAGGCGGCCUCUCCGAGCAAAGAAAAACGCGACGAUGAAGCUCCGUCCUAUUUUGGCAGCAUUUUCUCUCAACUCCAUUGCUUACAGUCCGGACCUUACGAGCGAAAAGAUGGAAGCAAAAGCCCUUGGUUCUUCAAUGAUGUCAUAUUGGCUCUCUUUUUCUUAUUUCGGACAGCUAAAUAUAUGCGCAGAGCAGCAAGCAGGGGUUUUCUCUCGUGCCGACGACGAUGCGGUCCAACAUCAGCACUACUCUUCGGCUCCGAUAAACGCUAUUCCCACUAGCAGUAUCUUUAAAUGUCAUCUGAUUCCAGCUUUCCAUCUGACUGGUAGGCCACGAACGCACGAGUCAAUUAAUCCAUGCGUGCUUCUCCAGAGGCUGACUGUCCCCAUCCUGGCAGCCUUGACCCGUUGGUGUUGUGCAUAUUCUGGCCCCUCCUCUCCUAGGACUAACAAGCCUUAGACAAAGUGCAUAUCAUAGCGAAUAACGGCAUUGGCAUUGGUUUCAGAACAGAAGAAGCUGACUAACAAGCUGUGUGUAUCCGGUAGGGGGGCCUUUUGCUUUCUCGUACAAGUAUAAUUAUUGCCAGACAUGGUGGAGCUCUCUGACAAGGACUACGUGAGAUUGGCCGUUAAAUUCAACUGCUGUGGUGAAAUACCGUGAACCCUGGCAGAUGAUUCCAGUAAAUAGUCCAAACGUGUAAGCUUCGGCUGAAUGCAAG
Trichoderma asperellum CBS 433.97 is the source of this 983-nucleotide messenger RNA. The record is from RefSeq and is a predicted model, not a curated record. NCBI's taxonomy places the organism in Eukaryota, Fungi, Ascomycota, Sordariomycetes, Hypocreales, Hypocreaceae.